Messenger RNA from Lecanosticta acicola, 2799 nucleotides. The record is from the annotation of a GenBank genome assembly. NCBI's taxonomy places the organism in Eukaryota, Fungi, Ascomycota, Dothideomycetes, Mycosphaerellales, Mycosphaerellaceae.
AUGAACAGCACGACCUGUCGAGAUACCACUUUCAUCGACCUCACCGGAGACUCCUCAGAGCCUGAAGACAUGACACAUGACGAUGAAGCAUACGCCAAGGCUCUUCAAGCCCAAUUUGACAACGAAGAAAUCCAGAUUGAGAGCAAAGCGCCUGCAAGAGACCGCUCCCUCAACGAUCUUUCCGCCAGCGUACCCUACAAUACCCGUGACGAUCAAGACGUGGCUCGUAAGCUUCCAGCCGAGUGGGAUGUUGAAGAUGGCCGCAAAGUCACUGAACCUUCCCGCAAACGCGUCGACUUGUCAAAGCCAUCACAGAUCCCUCCAGCUAUACCGAAAUCUACGCACUUUUCGGGAUCGCAAAUCAUGCAGGUCCAGGAGGUGCAGAGUUCCGUUCGCGGCCUUGCUCAGGCUUUAAAUAAAGUCAAGUGUACGUGCAAGAGAUCGCCCCUGAAAUCCGAAUCCGACGUCUUGAAGCUUGCGGAAACAGUACUUGCAUUGCAUCCCGACAGCUGUAUACAUUGUUCCUGCGGCCAGAUGAUACACUGUGAAGAUGACGAGUUGGUCAAGAUAUGGGCAUUACUAAGCCUGUUCGACGUGAAGUCCAAGCAGAACAGGCCGGAAAAGAAGCAAGCAAACCCAGAUUCAACAAGACCCGCAGCUUUUAGCAAGAAGAACGGCAACGGUACCGGCUACGGAAGUGAGGGCCGAGGCUAUUACCACCCCUUGGGUGGCGCUAGAGUCCCCCCCAAACCUGUUCAGCCAAAACGAAGCACACUGGACGAGGACGAUAGCAUGACUUCGGAAAUCAUGAGUUUUCUGAGUAAGUUGCUGCCCGACUACGACAGAGACAGCAAGUUCGAUCGUGACGCUCCUGCAAAGCAGCUGCAAUCCCUGUUCCUCUGCAGUUCCAUCUUGGAACGUGCGGCAGAACUGCUACGAAACAACGAUCUCGAGGACGUCACGAAUCGAGCUACACUGUAUGUCAGUUUGAUCCAGUUCGUCAGAAGGCUCUCUGGUCACUCUUCCACCAGCUGCCUUACAUUUGGGCAGCGGCUCGUACGAUCUCCAGGAGUUGAUGUCUUCAAAGUGUCCGUUGGUAAGGCAAAUCUCAUCGAAUCGAGAGACCUCGAUACAACACAGCCUCUGGCACAUUGUAUGGCAGAUCUGGCGAUUCAAGCAGACAUGAUGCUCAGAUCUGUUCCGGGUCAGGAUUCGGCGGAUCUCCAAGAGGUGCAACUUUUCCAUGCCAUCAAGGAGCUGAGCGGGUUCAUUGCUGCCAACUCUAGCGCGGAGAAAGCUUCGAAUGGCAACAAGAACAGCUGGCACAAGCAACUUGCGAUUCUUGAUGUGCCGGAUGACCUUAUCAUGAGGAGCCAUAAGUUGGCGGCCAAGCCGGAUCAAGGGACUCUCAACUCCGUUCCUGGACGCAUGAAGCGAAUUAUGAAGGAUCUUGCCGGACUGAAGGCUAGCUUGCCUGAUGGUAUUUUCGUCCGGCAUUGUACCUCGCGUCCGGACAUUAUGAAGGUCCUGAUCGUGGGCCCGCAAGGGACUCCAUACGAGAACGGGCUCUUCGAGUUCGACCUUCUUUGUCCGCCAAGCUAUCCAGUGAGCCCACCGCAAAUGCAUUUUCGAACCACAGGAGGCGGAACAGUGGGCUUCAAUCCAAAUUUGUACACCGACGGUAAAGUGUGUCUAUCACUCCUAGGCACAUGGACCGGAGAGCCUUGGAAUCCAGCCCAAAGCACUCUGCUGCAAGUGCUUGUCAGCAUCCAGGCCAUGAUAUUCUGCGAAAAGCCGUGGGAAAAUGAGCCAGGUCGAGAGAAUUAUCCGAACGCGGAAUGCUCGAACAAGAUGUACAACCAAUCGCUCUAUCCCCACACCAUCCGCACAGCCAUGCUGGAUUGGUUGGAAGGCCGUCAGCAUCCAGCUGCCCACAGAAGACAUCUCCGGAUGCCAACAGAAUUCCGUGACCCUCUGUCGCCACCCAGCAGCACAGAUGACAGCGUCUGGACGGAGAUUGCGAAGAAGCACUUCGAAUCGUGUGAAGGCGACAUUAUACAGACAGUUGGAAAAUGGGUGUCCGAGACGGUCGCACAUCGCGAUCAGUCCUCGAAUCUCCGAUCUGUACAACUACCAAACCACCUGCCUCCUAAUAGCAAUAUCGACUACGGCAAGUUCGAUGGAAAUGCGUGGAGUGGGUUCCAACCUAGUGGACACUUUCCCUCGCACCACGGACCGGAAGGUACUCUUGCCGGACCUUCUGCUGGCUCACAUUUAGGGGGCAUCCCUGUGAACUCUGCAUCAGCAUCCACCAAAGUCCCCAAGUUCCAGCCUGCUAACAGUGGGCAGGCCAAUGCCUAUCAUGGCCCUGCCCAUACUUCAGCGGCAACUUUCGGGAGCAAUCCGACGUAUUUGUCGCCACUGGCAAUGCAAAACCAGUUGCCCUACGCGUACGGUGGCGGUAUGCCGGCUCCUGGAAAUCCACAAGCGCCAAAACCUCCAUCACUGUUCGGAGUGCCUACUCCAUUCAAUGGCCAGGGACACUCUCUGGUUGAGCCAUCUACUGCGUUCUCUCCGUAUCACCCAAUGCAAUCUGCGCUACCCGUCAAUUUUUCAAAACUUCCACCACCUCCGCCGAUUUCCGGCCGAAACGGUCAUCUGAGGAAGGAGAUGCUAGUUCAGAGUGCGGAAAAGAAGCAGGCUCAGGCUACCACUUUGGAAGGAGAGAAUCUGGUGCAGAAAUUACAAGGAGCGCUGGAUAGACUGCGGAAGAGAGUUGGUCCGGUUCCUUAUUACUGA